Messenger RNA from Hippocampus zosterae (dwarf seahorse), 1015 nucleotides. RefSeq names its product ATP synthase F1 subunit gamma (gene atp5f1c). The record is from RefSeq and is a predicted model, not a curated record. NCBI's taxonomy places the organism in Eukaryota, Metazoa, Chordata, Actinopteri, Syngnathiformes, Syngnathidae. The coding region runs from base 17 to 901 and encodes 294 amino acids. Gene Ontology annotation, biological process: proton motive force-driven ATP synthesis. The transcript has 10 exons. Gene Ontology annotation, molecular function: proton-transporting ATP synthase activity, rotational mechanism.
CUUCACUACCGUGAACAUGUUGGCCAGGACCAGCGCCUUGGUGUUCUCUCCACAAUGUGGGCAAAUCAGGAACAUGGCCACCUUGAAGGACAUCACCAUCCGGCUGAAGUCCAUCAAGAACAUCCAGAAAAUCACCAAGUCCAUGAAAAUGGUGGCCGCCGCAAAGUACGCUCGGGCUGAGCGGCAGCUGAAGCCCGCCCGAGUCUACGGCACCGGAGCCCUCUCUCUUUACGAGAAGGCCGAAAUCCAGGUGCCCGAGGACAAGGCGGCCAAGCACCUGAUCAUCGGCGUGACCUCCGACCGCGGCCUGUGCGGCGCCAUCCACUCGGGCGUGGCCAAGACCAUCAAGAACGAGAUCGCCAACCUGACGGGCAGCGGCAAGGAAGUGAUGGUGGUCAACGUGGGCGACAAACUGAGAGGCCUGCUGCACAAAACUCACGGCAAGCACAUCAUGCUCAACUGCAAGGAGGUCGGCCGCAAGCCCCCCACUUUUGGGGACGCCUCCCUCAUCGCCAGUGAGCUGCUCAACUCCGGCUACGAGUUUGACCAGGGAGCCGUCAUCUACAACCACUUCAGGUCCGUCAUCUCCUACAAGACGGACCGGAAGUCCCUCUUUUCCACCGACGUGGUCGCAAACGCGGAGACCAUGGCCGUGUACGACGACAUCGACGCCGACGUGCUGAGGAGCUACCAGGAGUUCGCCAUGGUCAACGUCAUCUACCUGGCGCUGCGCGAGUCCUCCACCAGCGAGCAGAGCGCCAGGAUGACCGCCAUGGACAGCGCCAGCAAGAACGCUUCUGAGAUGAUUGACAAGCUCACCCUAACCUUCAACCGCACCCGGCAGGCCGUCAUCACCAAGGAGCUCAUCGAGAUCAUCUCCGGAGCCGCCGCUCUGAAUUGAAGCUUGCAGGAGGUAAGCGGCGAGACGAGACAGAUGUUGACAUUAAGGAGUGCAGCGACGUUUAUGCUUGUGUUUGUAAAAUAUACUGAGAGAAUAAAGAGCUUACACCCUCUG